AUGCUGCACCGCCCAGCGAGCGUGCGAUCGACGAGUUCGCUCUCGGGCAUCUCCACGGACUCUCUGGACGCGUCGUACGAUCCGGCGCGGUUACAAUCGCUCGUCGAGUCGUUCUCUCGCGACGAAAACGCACACAUUGACCGAGGCGGGACCGACGCGUUGGUGGUGCGCACACUGCGAGAGCUCGCGUGUGAGGCGGAGGGGCCGGCGGUGUCGUUCACGAAAACCACCAGAGGAUCGCAGUUGUUGUCACUAAUCUCCGUCGUGGUGAGAAACGUGUCGUUGAACGAUAAGGUUGGCGCUUUACGGGCGUUGCAGUUGUUGCGGUGCAACGACUCGGCGUUACAGCGCUUGGCCCGAGCGGGGACUGUUCCGGUCUUGUUGAGAGCGCUUUCGUGCGAACAUGACGAAGAGAUGCGAGAGAACGCGGCGAGGGCGCUCGUGGCGCUCGCUUCGUCGCACGAGGGGUGUCAGGUGAUGGUACGAGGUGGCGCGGUGGCGGCUCUGAGCGCGGCGUGCGCGAGAGCGGCGCGAGAGGGUGGGGGCGUGCGCGACGAGGCGCAGUACGCCGCCGACGCCCUCGAACGGAUUUCGGGGCGUAACGAUGCGUACGAUCAUCGCGCGUUGUUCCCGAUAUCGAGCGAACCGAGCGAGUUGGACUUAGUCGCCGAGAGCACCGCGAAGUCGCUCGUGGAGGUGUUAUGUUCGGAGAUGACCGUCGUACACGUUGACGCGAGCGAGGCUUUGUCGCAAAUGGCGUCAAGUGGGCCGACGGGAAGAAGAGCUGUGGCUCGAUGCGCCACUGUACUUCCGCUCGUGACCACAGCGCUCGGCGGCGCUCGGCAGCGAAUCGCUUCGAUGGAGUGUCUACGAUGCGUCGCCGGCAUCCCGUCGACGACUUCUGAGAGCGAAGAUCUCGUCGUUCGCUUAAGCCGCGAUCGCGAAGAGCUUACGAUGAAAGAGAAGGUGAUUGCUGCGUCCGGAACGGCGUCGAGUCUCGGCGGGAUAAAUUUUUUUCACGACAUGAUUGACGUGUUGGGUUCGGUUUUGGAACUGAGACACUCCCUAGAGCCCGCCGCCGCCGACGCCGCGUUGGCUCUGUGGGCGCUCGCAUGGCAACCGUCGAAUCGGGCACACAUGGUGGAACCGAGCUAUCGCAUCAUCGAGCGGCUCACCGCUCUCGCUCGCGAGGGAUGUUCGACGUCUCGAGACGACGUGUUGAGCGUGCUCGCGGUGCUCGCGCUCGACGACGACGGAAGAGACGCGAUUCGAGCGCAAGUGGAAGGCGCGCGCCUGCUCGACUAUCUCGCGAACACUGCAGAGGGCGGUGCGCACUCUCCUCGCGGGUACGCGGGGUCUGCUGGACUCUCCUUUGACGAGCUCAUCGAUCGAUCGCGACAACGCGAGCGUUCGAGCACGCGACUGUCGAUCGCGGUUUCGAGAAUGGGCGUCGACGGAUGA
Ostreococcus tauri is the source of this 1461-nucleotide messenger RNA. Its product is annotated as Armadillo-type fold. The transcript has a single exon. The record is from RefSeq and is a predicted model, not a curated record. NCBI's taxonomy places the organism in Eukaryota, Viridiplantae, Chlorophyta, Mamiellophyceae, Mamiellales, Bathycoccaceae. The coding region runs from base 1 to 1461 and encodes 486 amino acids. Gene Ontology annotation, molecular function: protein binding.